AUGGCUCCAGAACCGGGUCGGUCCCGCAACAAUCGACGAUUUCAUCCUUAUGGGAGUUCUUAUGUUGAUUCCCCGCUCAAGUUUCUGAGGCGACCUACUGAUCCGAAUGUUCGGUCGCUCUCAGCAGCAGAUUCUGGCAGCGAGGACCAGCAGGACGAUAGCACGCUUUCUUCUCUUGCGGACAGUGUACUACUUAAGAGCCACUCGAACGACGGGCCCUCUCACCUAGACGACCAUAGCGAUACAGAAGAGUCCCACGAGCUGGGGUCUUCUUCCAAUCCCAUCGACCUGACUAGUCUCCUUAUUAAUUCCCAGACGCCACCUGGCAAGAGUGUCGCCGGCAAGACCGUUUCACGGUUUAAAGUUGCCCCUCAGCCCGAUUUUGGCAAUCAAAAGUCUAAAAGAGGUGGGCCACAGUCUGCGAAAGCUCCGGUCACCCCAAACGUGAUCCAGCCUCGGCAACGCUCUCACUCAGAUCUCAUCAGCCACAACCCAGCAGAGCCCAAGGCAGCAGCAUCCCGGAAUCACAGCAAUCAAAACCACACAGAUUCCCAAGGCACAAAUCCCACCAAAGAAAACAAGAUCAGACUCCGAGUCCCGCCCCACAACCACCCAAGGACGACCGUUACCAAUAUCUCACCUCGAUCUGCUCCACAGCAGAAUCGCACCAGUCAACCGGACACUUUACCCCCUAUGACCCCCCAAAAGCGACCCCCAACCCAACCCGUUCCUCACGGCCGUCCCACCCAGCAACGCCGGCUCAUGGCCCCCCCUCCCGCAGCACCAUCCACUAUCGGACCCAGCAGCCCACCAACCAACGUGCCCCGGCCCCCUCAAAACAACCAAAUGGACCUCUCCCUCCAACUUCAAACCGCCCUCUCCACCACCUCCCUCCCCUUCCCCUCCCUCCCCUUCCUAACCCGCCUAGUCCAAUCCCGCAACCCCCCUCCCCCCUUCCCCUCUUUACUAGCAACCACCCGCGCGAGAAUAUUAUCCUCAGACAUCACCACCGACAUGCUCGACCCAGCCUACAUCAAUUCCCACUCCCUCCCCUCUGAGAUAUCGAACCCUCUCACAAAAUCUGCCACCUUGCCUCACGACGUGGUGGUUCAAGUGUUGGAUAUCAUCAACAUCUCCAAGUCAAAGUGGGAGCAAGUGGAGGAGUUGGAAGCCAAGGCUCGGGGGGAGGAGAAGAGGGGAAGGGAGGUUGUCAGGUUACCUACCGCGAGGGGGGAUGGGGAGGUUGAUCAAGGGACGCAGGCGGGGACACAGUUCCAGACGCAGCAAAGGGGAGAAGGGAAAGCAACGCAUAGAAUUCUUUUUCAGGAUCCAAAAGGGGGAAAGAUUUACGGGCUGGAAUUGGUCAGGGUGGAGAAGCUUGGUGUGGGGAAGACGAAUAUGGGGGAGAAGUGGCUAUUGAAAAAGGGAACGAGCGUGAGCAGGGGGGUGGUGAUGCUCGAGCCGGGGAGGUGUGAGUGUUUGGGUGGGAAGGUGGAGGUUUGGAAUCGGGCGUGGAAUGAAGGGCGGUUGGAGAGGUUGAGGGUGGAGGCGACUGGGGAGGGCACUGGUUAG
Molecule: messenger RNA, 1572 nt
Organism: Podospora pseudopauciseta
Lineage: Eukaryota; Fungi; Ascomycota; Sordariomycetes; Sordariales; Podosporaceae
Exons: 1
Coding region: 1-1572 (523 amino acids)
Source: RefSeq, a predicted model, not a curated record